AUUGCAAUUCCCUAUCCAAUUGCACACUGCACAUGCAGUCAUUCGUAAUAACACAGUUGAGCCCUUGGCCGUCCCAUAUCUUAUUAUGGCAAUUAAUUUUCACGUCCUAUGGGAAUCAUUUGGAAAUACUUGUCAUUAUGCCAACCAUAGCAGCCUAUUAGAUUUGCAUACGGCAUUUAGAACCACCGGACUUUUACCUUUAUUUCAAGUGCACAGUUCCGGGUAGUCUGACAGACACAGUGAUAAAGUUCAACAAAGGUAGAUCUCUCAGAACUGCACUCUAGCUACCACAGUUGACACUUCAAACCUGGAUUAUAAGGAAAAGGGGAGGCAUCCUCAGCCUGCAACAUCUGAUCAAGCAGCCAGCAGAUUUCCCUGAGUAAGCAGCACGUUAACCAGAAUACAGUAGGAGGACCUUUCAGACCUCCAGGGGACUAAAGAAGAGAGGGACAGACAGAAACCCCCACCGGGUUAACCACUAUAGAAGAAGAUUAAGCCAAGGAUCCCUAUGUCACACUACAACAACACUGGAGUAUAUAACAACCCUGCCUAUCAUGACAGUGACACCCUGGAGAUAGAUAGGAGUCCUUCCAGGAAAUCCCAAUCCCAUCAUAGUAACCCACAUGGUAACCCCUACCCCAGGGAUGAUGGAGACGGGGGGCAGAGGGGCAGGUCCGACCUCCAGCAGCUCCCAGGAGGGGUCCAGUCCAGCUACAACGAUGCCCAGGAGAGAGUGCCCUGGGGCGGGUGGCAGGAGGGGAGCUGGAGGGGCAGAGACAGCAUUCCCAUGGGUCUCCUUCCUCCCCGGUCGGAGAGCCCACGAUGGCAGCAGCAUGACCUCAGUCACAGCGGGUACCAGAUCGACCAGGCAACGCAUUAUGACACAACGCCUCCUGUACGACUUCCAUCUGCAACUUCAGGUCAUGUUUCGAUGAGGUUCAGGGGGUCGAGGAAGAUGAGUCUAUUCCCUGUAGGAGAGGCUGCUCUGGGCAAUCUGGGCCUUUCUGAGGAUGACAUCAGGAAUGAGAUGGAAAAUGAGGAACAGAACUUGGUCAAAGAGCUGGUUGCCAUGUCAACGAGUGACAGAAUCAAGGCCACCCGAGACCUCCCUAUGAGCUUUGAUGACAAGAAACACAUCAGGGGCCAAGUGUUGGCAUUGAAAUCAUUCAAAAAGUCCCGGCAACUGAACUGCUUUUCAGACUGCUCGACGACUGUCUCACUGGCGUUCCGUAGGUGCGGUGCUAACAUGACUUUAGCCAAGCAGACCCUGGAACUGUGGCGGGGUACCAUGAAGGAGGUCGGGGGUAAAUUUGGCACGGGGGUCCUCUCCUACUUCAAGUUCCUAAAAUGGCUGCUGAUGUUCAACAUCUUCUCCUUCCUGGUCAACUUUGGUUUCAUCACCAUCCCCCAGCUCAUCUAUCACCCCACGCCAGACAUCCCCGCUGGGGUCAGCUUCAAAGGGCUAGAGAUACUGACCGGAGCGGGUUAUUUCAGCCACACAGUGAUGUAUUAUGGCGGCUACAGUAAUAAAACACAAGGGACAGGGGGCCGGUCUGAGUACAACAUGCAGCUGGCCUACUUCUUCACCAUAGCAGCCUACAUGGUGUUGUGUGGAGCCGCCCUCAUCUACAGCAUGGCCAGCUCGUUCAGGAAGAAGUAUGUCCUUGCAGACUCAGGCUUGGGUGGAGCCUGGCAGCUCCUGUGUAGCUGGGACUUCAGUGUGACUAACGAGAAAGCCGUACGACAGCGCAAGAACAAUCUGCGCAUCCAACUCAAGGAGUCCUUAUCAGAAAAGGUCCAGGUGGCCCUGCUACCUCUGACAGAGAGGCUGAAGCACUAUGUGGUCUUCCUGGGUACCUGGCUCCUCUCCACGGGCAUGGCCUUGGGCUGUGGCGCCAGUGUCUACUUCCUGUGUCAAUAUGACACAUGGCGGACAAGGCAGUCAGGGGACAAAGCUUCCGGCUCUCUCCUGGAGGAGGCCGCUACUCUCCUCCUCCCCUUUGUGGUGUCCCUGAUCAAUCUGGUCGUCCCUCUCUUCUACUCUCUGUUCAAAAAGAUAGAGCACUACUCCAACCCUCGCAUGCAGGUCUAUGCCAUCAUAGUCAGAAAUGUCAUUCUCAAGAUGUCCAUUCUGGGUAUUCUCUGCUACUACUGGAUGAAGGAUGUGGCCAAUACAUUUUCAUGCUGGGAGUCCAUCGUAGGACAAGCCUUGUACAGACUGGUUAUUAUGGACUUCCUCUUCAUAAUGUUAGGAUCCUUCUUUGGAGAGUUCCUGAGCAAUGUCAUUGGGACUAAAUUCAUACAGAGCCUGGGAGUUCCAGAGUUUGACGUUGCCAGGAAUGUCCUUGACCUGAUCUAUGCACAGACCCUGGCAUGGAUCGGAAUCUACUUCUCUCCCCUUCUCCCAGUGAUACAGAUAAUCAAGUUCUUCAUCCUCUUCUACCUAAAGAAGGUCAGCCUGACCCAGAACUGCCAGCCCCCCAGGCGAGCCGGCAGGGCGGCUCAGAUGCAAACCAUCUUCAUCGCUAUCCUCUUCUUCCCUUCCUUCGUGGGGGCUCUGUCCAUGGUGGCCUACACCGUGUGGACUCUGCCCCCCUCAGACGAGUGUGGGCCCUUCAGGGGCCUCAACACCACCUUCGGUGCAAUACAGAUCUGGAUGGACGAUUUGAACAGGGUGGAUGCGUUUCGGUGGACUGUCUGGAUCUACCAGCACGUCAUCAGGAGUGAGAUAUUCUACUUCCUGGUCUCUCUCAUCAUCCUUGUCUUCAUUUACAUCUUCAGGCAGAUCACUCAGGGACGCCAGCUGCUUAUCACUCUACUGAGACAGCAGAUUGUUAAUGAAGGGAAGGAUCGUAUUUAA
This is a messenger RNA of Oncorhynchus gorbuscha (pink salmon), 2860 nucleotides long. It is a transcript of the gene tmc5, whose product is annotated as transmembrane channel like 5. Gene Ontology annotation, molecular function: mechanosensitive monoatomic ion channel activity. The record is from RefSeq and is a predicted model, not a curated record. Bases 509 to 2860 code for a protein of 783 amino acids. The transcript is spliced from 20 exons. NCBI's taxonomy places the organism in Eukaryota, Metazoa, Chordata, Actinopteri, Salmoniformes, Salmonidae. Gene Ontology annotation, cellular component: plasma membrane.